Molecule: messenger RNA, 239 nt
Organism: Cetraspora pellucida
Lineage: Eukaryota; Fungi; Glomeromycota; Glomeromycetes; Diversisporales; Gigasporaceae
Source: the annotation of a GenBank genome assembly
GAAUUAAAAUAAUUAUCAAGAUAGUAGAUGAAACUAAGAAGGAUAUUAUAUUAAAUCCAUCUGAUAUACAACCGCCUAGUGAGUUAUUAAUAUUUGAACCAGCACUAAAUUCUCUAUCACUCUUAAAAAACUCGUUAGAAGAAAUAAUCGCAAAUUCACAGCCGCAUUUUCAUCUUGGCAUACAUAUCUACAUUGACAUUGAAGAGAAUAACAUUGCCUUAUUUAUAAGACAUCCAUAA